AUGGCAGCAGUGCAGUGUUUCAAAUAUUUAGUAGUAUUAUUAGUGCUGGCACUCAAGCCGAAUUCCAUCAACUCUUCUAUACUUUCUGCGGCUGAAAAUGGCGCAGUAAAUAACGAGCUACUAGAAUUGCUAGAUAUGGUGCGAGAGGAGCGCGACUACAAUACAAUCGCCAUUGGGCAGUCGUCGAGGGAGAAUUGCGUGUUUGAAAAUCUUCUUCAAGAAAUAUCAGUGCCUGUGGUGCUGCUCAACAAAAGGUUGGAAUACAAAUACAACACAAAAUUCUCAAAAGAACUGCUUAUUCUGCUCUGCCCAAAGCAGCGCGGUGUGGUUGCCACCUUGGCAGAGCUGAAUGUAUUUCGUGGCUUGAAGCAAACGCGUAUUGUGGUUUAUGUGCCACAUGCGUCCAAUCUUGAGCUGAUCAAACAAUACUGCAAUGAUGCCAUGGCUAGUGACAUUUACAAUGUGCUAAUAAUUCAAAACGACUUUACUGAGACACACAACUACCACACCUGCAACAGAUUUCCGUUGGAAGCGCCACCCUACAAAGAAAAGAGUCUGCAUUCCACACAGCUCACUUCAAAUGUCAUCUUCGAGGAACAAUUUCGUGAUAUGCAUGGUGCGCCAAUACGUACCUACCCGGACCAGCUCGAGCCACGCACCAUGCUGUACUAUAAGGAUAACGGGGAAUUGGAAUUGGAAGGAUACAUCGGCAGAUUGCUAAGAGUGUUUGCAGCCAAACGAAACGCGACACUAGCCAUAGACUAUCCUUUCGAGGUGGGAAAAACUACCUUCUAUGGUGUAUUGAUGGAGCUCGCACAAAAUGGCAGCCUCGAUAUAGCUGCAGGCCUGAUAUUUCCUCAGUCCAAAAAGGAGCUGGAAGCAAUGUCAUAUCCAGUGGAGACUUUGGAUUAUUGUUAUAUGGUACCACUACCCGAAACAGUGCCCAUUAGUGAGCUAUUCGUUGGCAUAAUACGGUCGCCCACACUUUUCUACAUCUUCGUGUUUAUUGUAAUUUUUGCUGCACUGCUCACUCAUCUCAAUACUCGCAUGCAACUCAGUUUUAUUAACCUCUUCCUGAAUGAUAAAAGCAUUCGUGGCAUGUUGAGUCAAUCUUUCGUGAUAGCAACCAAACCGAGUCUGAGAGUGAAGUUCGUCAUAUUUUUACUUUGCUACAUGAGCAUCAUUACCAACACAACUUACCAAGCUUAUCUGCAAUCUUUUCUCACACGCCCACCUCUAGAGCCGAUGUAUCGCAGUUACGAGGACAUGGAAGCUGCUGGUCUUAAACUUGUAUUCCAUGCACAUGAAAUUGCUGUACUAUCUAAAUUAAAUCAGAGCUUUUCGGAGCACAUGCAUCUCACCGAAGUUGUCGCUGAUUUUGAUGUGUGGAUGAAGCAUCGUUCGCGUAUGAACACAAAAUAUGUGUAUCCGGUGUCAAAUGCUCGUUGGGAUAUCUUCAAUUUUCAACAGAGCCUCUUCGAACGUCCAAUUUACUACUUUAACACGGAUUUGUGUUUCUUCAAAAGUGCAUUUAUGUGUAUGCCCAGACGAGUAGAUCUACCUUACGUUGAUUUAUUGGAUGACUUUAUACUGCGCCUGCAUUCUUCAGGUAUUAUGAAGGAAUGGAUGUCGUUGAGUUUUUUCGUAAUGGCAAAACUGAAAAGGAUAGUGAUCAAAGAUUUGAGUGAGCCGGUGGACUACGGACGUCCGUUAGUGGUCGAUGACUUUUUCUGGAUACAAAUACAAUAUAUCGGUUGCAUGGCUCUUGGGUUAGCUGCCUUUGUGGGCGAAAUUUUAUACUUCCGUUGGAAAAAGAUGGCGACCAAGUAA
Anastrepha obliqua is the source of this 1830-nucleotide messenger RNA. RefSeq lists its product as uncharacterized. The transcript has a single exon. Lineage: Eukaryota; Metazoa; Arthropoda; Insecta; Diptera; Tephritidae. Bases 1 to 1830 code for a protein of 609 amino acids. The record is from RefSeq and is a predicted model, not a curated record.